AUGCCAGCCAGCUACAUCUCUCGUUUGCUCCUCUUCGUCUGGAUCUGCGCGGUUUGGGAGGCGCUGGCCAAAUCUCUUCCAGAUCAGGGAGCAUUUGAGGUUCAAAUAAAAAUCCAGGUGUUCGACAACAGCGACCUCUCACCGUUGGCGGACGCUCAGGUGGAAGUCCAUGGCAAUCAAACCGUCUUGGCGUCUAGUAAGGCGGGCAGCGAUGGUGUCCUGAGGGUGAGCUUCCUGUACCGGGCAGGAACAUGGGUCAUCAUCACAGCUUCCAAACAAGACUACGUCACCAACUCAGUACCCUGGCACUCCAGCCGCAUCCCCCUGUAUGCAUCUGUCAGCCUGUACCUUCUCGUGCAGAGGCCAGGAACUCUCAUUCUGUACGAUGACGUCCUGCAGGUGCUGUCUGGAUCACCAGGAGCUCGUAACCAACCGCUGGUGCAGCUCCAGAGGAAGUCCCUUCAGCUGCCAUCCAACUCCAACUACACGGCGCUGUCUGCUGCGCUGACAACAGCCAGGAGUCAGUAUGAAAUCGGUGGUUUCCCUUUUCUCCUGGGCCAAGAGACCAACAGCUCAGGUGCAGAAACUGGGUGGACAGAUUUGACAGCGCUGGCAGUGGUCAGUAUUGAGCUCUUCGACAAAGAUGGCACUGCAAUCCAGGUCUCGGAUCCAAUCCACCUCUCUGUGCCGCUUCCAUCUGACACCCGCAACAGGAUGGCUACAAGUGUGCCUGCUUGGCUGUAUCAGCCUAAGACAGGACUGUGGGUUAGAAACGGGACUGGCUACAUCAAAAAGGAAGGCACACAGUUUGUGUGGAACGUCGUGGUUCCUCAGAUGGGCUACUGGUUAGCUGCCUUUCCUACAUCUUCAGGAUUGGGUCUGGCUCACCCGGGUUUGAGAGACAUCACCACCUACCACACCCUGUUCCUGCUCUCCAUCCUGGGCUCCCUGGCCCUGCUGGUGCUCAUCCUGCUCUGUGUGCUGCUCUACUACUGCAGGCGGAAGUGUUUGAAACCUCGUCGACAGCAAGGAAAACCCCACACUUCCAAUCUAAAUGGUGCCAAGAGAGACCAAGGCACGUCCACUUCACGUCUGAAUCUGAUCUGUGGAGGCCAUGUUGAGUCCGGCCCCUCUAACGAAAAAUCUGACAUGUCCCCGUCUCGAGACUACCAGAGUUCAAGGGAGGACUUAACCAAGCAUGUUCCAGCUCACAUGCUACGACACGCAAAGGGAAAAAAUGCUUCGGGUCCCCAACGAGGCGAAAGCUUCCCCAUGAAGGUUACACGUGCCACAGAGACCAACAAUCUGGACAACCCCUUGCUGCAUGAAGACUACAACCGGAGCUACAGCCCAAUGGAAGGCAAGGAGGCCGAAUAUCACCGACACCAUAACGCCAACGACAAUCGCGGAUACUCCUCCGAUCCCCCGUCCCCGCCUCGUUUCCAAGGCUACGUACCAAGCCAGUCUGACAAACCUCCAGAAUAUUCGGCUGCGGCGGCGGACAGUCUCGCCAGACCCACCUCCCUCAACACACAGCCAGGUCAGAUCAUCUUCUGCAGCUCCAUUGAUCAGAUGAAGGAGAACAUGUACCACAGCAUGGUACCAACUUUAGUCAUUCCAGCCCACUAUAUGCGCCUGCCCUCUGAGUUUUCUGGUAAAGAUGGCAAAGACCAGAAGGACCAAGACAAAGAUGGUGCUCAGAUGGGAGGCCAGCAGCACCAUCACCACCACUCCCAGAAACAAGGCCAGCAGCAGCAACAAGGUGGAUCCCAAGGUGACGACUCUGAGGAACCGAGCUGGGCGUCUGACUCCUCUGGCGGACCGGUGACCAUCCCGGUGCUUUUCAACGACUCCACCAUGGCCCAGAUGAAUGGAGAACUGCAGGCUCUGACUGAGAAAAAGCUACUGGAACUGGGGGUGAAACAGAACCCGAGGGCGUGGUUCAUCUCCCUGGAUGGACGCGCCAACGCUCAUGUGCGCCACUCCUACAUAGAUGUUGGCAACGACCUGAGUGGUGGCAGUGGGGGCGGUGUAUUCGGAGGUGGUCCAAGCGGCGGCCCCAGAGAUAUCAAUCUUGAACCACCUCUGGAGGCUCAAGAGCGCAAGUUAGGAGUCAACCGAAAGGGAAAAGAUGAUCGCUGGGGGACGGGAGGACGGAAGGGACACGGUGUUGGAAGCAGCGGUGGGAAGAGUUACUCCAAGCUGGCCUACCCCGACCACAGCGAGCCAAGCAGCAGCAGCGAGGGGCGCCCAGUCUCACCCGAGGAGAAUUCACUCACCCCUCUUCUGGAUGAAGGGCCAUCCUCCCGAGGAUCCACCAUCCCCAGGAGAGGACGCAGUCGUGUGAACAGCAGCCGCAGCAGCAACAGCGAGAACCGCCGCGACUCCAUGACCAGCCCUGAGGAUGAUCCCGACGACAAAGAUGAGAACAAGAAGAGCCCCUGGCAGAAGAUUGAAGACAGGCCUCUCAUGGUCUUCCACCCCAGGAAGUAAGCUUUGUGAACUUAACAAAACACUGGACCUUUAACAAUCUUUCCAAAAGGGUAAUCGUUCCACGUCAAGCAUGG
Molecule: messenger RNA, 2567 nt
Organism: Scomber scombrus (Atlantic mackerel)
Lineage: Eukaryota; Metazoa; Chordata; Actinopteri; Scombriformes; Scombridae
Product: protein FAM171A2
Exons: 8
Coding region: 1-2493 (830 amino acids)
Source: RefSeq, a predicted model, not a curated record